Molecule: messenger RNA, 1743 nt
Organism: Ambispora leptoticha
Lineage: Eukaryota; Fungi; Glomeromycota; Glomeromycetes; Archaeosporales; Ambisporaceae
Source: the annotation of a GenBank genome assembly
AUGGAUUCAAAUCCCCAAACAGAAAGGGUUUACAUUCCAUCGCCGUUAUCAAAUUCACAUAGUGGAUCGAAUUUAACAGCAAUGUCCCAAGAAAACAGAGACAGUAUACGAACAAUUGUGGUCGGUUCUUCCGAAGAAAAUGAUACUCUGAAUAAAGAGAAAGUUAAAAAUGAAAAUAUUGAAUUAGGACUUGAUGUUAAAAAUGAAAAUAGAAAUGGAGAGCAUGCGGGAAUUGAUUUUGAACCGGUGCAAUUGCCAAAAUCUGUUAAAAUUCCAUUGGUUAGUGGAUUAUGUCUUAUUCUGUUUCUUGCUGGUUUAGCGAUGCCAAAAAUUGGAACAGUAUUCAAUAAUUUAUCCGACGUAUCAUGGAUCGCCACAGCAUAUAUUCUUACAUUUAACGCAUUUAUCCCAUUGGCCGGUAGAUUCGCUGACAUUUUUGGUCGACGUGUUGUAAUGUUCUUUGGCCUAAUAUUAUUUUUAGUUGGAAGUGCAUUAUGCGGGGCAGCUCAAAGCAUGAACAUGUUAAUAAUAAUGAGAGCGUUACAAGGCAUUGGCGGUGGUGCUGUAUUUAGUUGUAUCUUAAUUGUAUUUGCGGAUAUUAGUACAUUGGACGAGCGUGCUAAAUAUCAAGGACUUGUAGCUAUUAUCUUUUCGAUCGCGAGUGUAUUGGGUCCGUUGAUUGGUGGGGCUUUUGUUGAUCAUGCUACUUGGCGAUGGGGCUUUUAUAUCAAUUUACCCAUCGGUGUGUUAGGCUUAGUGUUAAUAGCAUUUACACUAAAAUUACCUGCCGUUAAAGGAUCUUUGAGUGAUAAAUUGAAGCGUGUUGACUAUAUCGGAACGGCAUUGAUCGUUGGUGCAGUAGUAACAAUAUUAUUGGCAGUAACAUGGGGAGGCACAAAAUAUGCAUGGUCAAGUGCAAGGAUCAUAUGUCUCUUUAUUGUUACUGGAAUUUUAAUAAUUGCGUUGGGCGUUUAUGAAGCAAAAUUCGCCAUUGAACCAAUUAUUCCACCGCAACUAUUCAAAAUCCGAUCAGCAUUAGCAGUAUACAUUGGAGCACCAUUUUUCGUUAUGACAUUUUUUAGUUUAAUGUAUUUCCUACCGAUAUUUUGGCAAGUGGCAAAACACAGUAGCGCAACAAUUAGUGGAUUACGCUUAAUUCCAAUCCCAGUCGGAUUAGUGAUAUCAGCAAAUCUUGCAGCUAUUUUAGCGCCAAAAUUCGGACGAGUUCGAGAAUUAAUGCUUUUAGGUACAUCAUUGGGGGUGAUCUCAGUUGGAUUAGUCAGCACUUUUACGGAGAAUGAUUCAAUCGGUAAAGAAAUUGGUUAUCUUAUCAUUUUCGGACUCGGAUUGGGAAUCGUAUGGUCGCUUGGUGUAGUUGCAGUUCAAUCUGCCACAGAUGUCAAAGAUUUGGCGUCAGCGACCGCAUUAGUAAAUUUCUUUCAAAUGUUGGGUGGAGCAAUCGGCGUUGCGAUUUCUUCGACUGUAUUCUUUAAUCAUUUGGAAAAAUCUUUGGAGGAUAUUUUCUCAUCUCCUGAAGAAAUUUUCUUAGCAAAAAAUUCAGUAACAUAUGUGCACAAUCUUCCGCAUGAUACGGAGUCUCAAGUCAUUCAUGCCUAUGUAUUAGCAUUGCAGCAAGUUUGGUAUGUACAAACAAUAAUGGCCGGAAUCUCUGUAAUUGCUACACUCUUUAUAAAGAAUUCACCAUUACGAAAGGAUGAAACAAUUGUAGCAGGUGCUAUAUAG